AUGUCUCUCGAAAAAAUUAUUGAUGAUCUUCCUCGCAACAGAGAGCAAUGGGUACAAUAUGCCAAGCGGGCCGGCCUUUUGCACAAGUCGCUGCGACACUGCAAGAAACUCCAGUCAGGAUCUUGCGUCAACGAUGAGCAAUUUAUGCUCUUUAGAACGAUUUGCCCCCAACCCAUUCACCCAGACUAUUUUAAUCCUGCUGACUAUGGUCUUGACUUAACUACAGCCUCUAAUACAUUAGCAAUGUCCCAAGGCUUCCAAGCCUACCUCAACCAAGUCGGCACAAACAACUUCCGGGGCCUGGGAGAAUUUGGCACUACUCUCGUUCGACAGUGGGAAGUACUGGAAGGCUUUAGAAACAGGGAUGAUCCGCUUAGGUGCUCUGAUGAAACUCCUGUUAAAUCUAGUCUGAUAAGUCUACUCCAGGCGCUUUCCUUGUUACCUACCACGACUGCCUCCGAGUGGCGUAGCACCAGAAUCCGUUUGAGGGGAACAUUCGGUAAUCAUAAUCUUCGUUCAGGCGAGUCUCCUCCCCAAUUUGUUGCAAUCACAGAUGGACAAUUGCAAGAUAAGCAGACAGGUAAAAUCAAGUCUGUGCCUAAAUGCAAGAGAUACCUUCGCGACUUGAUGGACAAGGCAGUCGAUAUGGAGGAGGCUGCUGAGGUUGUAGCUUGGGUCAGCCAGUAUCCUGAUACUGAUAGAAGUACCAAUACACACCAGUAA
This is a messenger RNA of Aspergillus costaricaensis CBS 115574, 723 nucleotides long. RefSeq lists its product as uncharacterized. The transcript has a single exon. Bases 1 to 723 code for a protein of 240 amino acids. Lineage: Eukaryota; Fungi; Ascomycota; Eurotiomycetes; Eurotiales; Aspergillaceae. The record is from RefSeq and is a predicted model, not a curated record.